AUGACUACCCGAUAUGUCUCCGCUCAUCAAUCGCCCAACGGCCCUGGUGAUCAACGUCCCACUGCCGAUCAGAUCGUCAGCGACGAACAACUCCAAGGCAAAUGGUGGGACAAGACAGUUCUCAUCACCGGUUGCUCCUCCGGGCUCGGAAUCGAGACCGCGAAAUCCUUGUACGAGACCGGUGCUACCCUCUUUCUCACAGCCCGCGACCUCAACAAAGCAAAGACCGCACUUGGAAGCCUGGUGGAAAGCGAGCGUGUCCACCUCCUAGAGCUCGACCUCAACUCUCUGGUCAGCGUACGCAAGUGUGCCGACACAUUCCUGGCUCAGCAUGACCGUCUCAACGUCCUCAUUGCAAACGCAGGUAUAAUGGCAUGCCCAGAGGGACGCACAGCAGACGGCUUUGAAACCCAGUUUGGCACAAACCAUCUUGCUCACUUCCUGUUAAUCCAGCUUCUUCUUCCCACUCUCGUCAAGUCGAGCACGGCAGACUCCAAGUCGAGGGUUGUCGUCCUUGCGUCCACCGGCCAUCGCAUGGGCGGCAUCCAUCUGGAUAACCUCAACCUCGUGGGAGAGUACCACCCUUGGUCAGCCUAUGGCCAGAGCAAGACAUCCAACAUCUACUGUGCGACCGAACUCAACCGUCGAUACGCAAGCCAAGGUGUAAACGCAUGGUCGGUUCAUCCUGGUCUGAUCUUCACUGGUCUCAUGACACACAUCGACAAGGAUACGAUGGAGGCAUGGGAUAAGGAUCCUAACAUCGGCAAAGCACUCAAGAGUCCGCAGCAAGGUGCUGCAACCACAGUCUGGGCAGCUACUGCAAAGGCUUUGGAAGGUCAAAGCGGGAAGUACCUCGAGGAUUGCCAGAUUUCUAGUGUAGUUAACGCCAAUCCUGCGUCGAAUGAGCCCGGUUAUGCGCCUCAUGCGUAUGAUGAAGAGAAGGAGAGGGCUUUGUGGGAGAAGUCUUUGGAGCUGGUGAAGCCUUUCAUGGCUUAG
Molecule: messenger RNA, 996 nt
Organism: Alternaria burnsii
Lineage: Eukaryota; Fungi; Ascomycota; Dothideomycetes; Pleosporales; Pleosporaceae
Exons: 1
Coding region: 1-996 (331 amino acids)
Source: RefSeq, a predicted model, not a curated record